This is a messenger RNA of Hermetia illucens (black soldier fly), 2203 nucleotides long. RefSeq lists its product as uncharacterized. NCBI's taxonomy places the organism in Eukaryota, Metazoa, Arthropoda, Insecta, Diptera, Stratiomyidae. Bases 438 to 2165 code for a protein of 575 amino acids. The record is from RefSeq and is a predicted model, not a curated record. The transcript is spliced from 6 exons.
GUUGCAACCAACUUCCAGUCCUCGACCAUUCCAAUGGCAACAAACUGCCAUUGUGAACUUACACCAAGUAUCACGGCAGCUGUCAGAAUUUUUUUUAUCAAUUUACUUCUCAGCUGUCGUUUUUGAUAUUUUUUCUUGUUUAUGACCGCACUCCGCUCCGCUCAAGUGCAUCGUAAUUCCUCUUAAUUACGAUAAAUCUUUGCGCAAAGCCAUUCAUAAACAAUAUCACCAACGACGUCGGGGCGUUUUCCUGUAGUUUUAGAGGAAUUUUAACGCGUCAAAUAGGAACGAAAACCUGAAUGCGAUUUGCUCAAGUGUCAGCCAAAGUGUUUUUCGGGCGAUAAGUCAUUGGAUUUGCACGGGAAAUUCGCGAGCAGCGGUGCAAGGCUAUCAUGUCUUUGAUAUUCGUCGGAGCCCUGCAGCAGUUCGGUUGAGUGAUGGGUGACUUUGGCGAGAAAGCUUUCCAGUUCGAAGGAUUAAUGUCGACGAUUCUGCGACUGAAGAACAUCAACAACAACGGCCAGGACGCGAGUUGUUGCGAAUUGAACGGCUGUCACGCAAUGAAACCUUGCGACGCCCAGGCCGACAAGCGAAAACUCAAUGGGGACUACGACGGCAUUCAGGUUUUGAACGAGAACGGCGCAAACGAGGCCGGUGACAUGGCAACGGGGCGGUUCAACGACGAGGAUAUCCCUGCGGCGCGGUCGAACAACUCAAGCACGAGCAACUCAACCGGAAACCUGUCCAUCAGCCAAGAGGACUAUGACGACGACGAUGAGGUGAUUUUCCUAGCAAACCAGCAGUUUGCCGACGACGAAAUAUCGGAGCAAUCGGACGAUUGUGUCUACGCAUAUCGGGGGGCGGACUUCGACGCUCUCGAGUACCGCAAUAACAACAAUGUUGACGAUGAGACUGAUUUUUUAGAAAUGGAUUUCGAACCGGACCCGGCGUCCGAGAUCGAUAACACCACGAACGAAUGCCAUACUGGCUGCCGCAACUACAAUGCGGAGACCUCAGCCGAUGAGAUCCUGCUGCCAAUACAAAUGCUCGAUGAAGCCGCGAACGGGCAGAAGAUCCGUUCGAACUUUAACUCGAAUUGUUUACAGCCAAACGCGGCUGUCGCACCGGACGACUGGCGCAACGCCGCUCGAAAUCAGAACAACAUAUCAACCGAAGGGGAGGGUGAUGCGGAAGUUCCUGAACAUUUUAAAUUCACCGGCGCCAAGCCGAAGAAACAGUUGGCGGACAGGUGCGCGCUGGCGCCUCAACCUGCCUCGCCACGGAAGCAAUUGCUCCCCGCAAUAGAUACCAAAGGAAAGGAUGAGAUUCCCGCGAGGAGUCCGAUCUACGUGAAUGGGGACGCUGUUACCAGUGACCCGGACGAGCCAUGUCUUGAUUGUUUGGAGAAUGAGUUUCUGUCGACGACGGUCGGGAGGAAGAUGGAGGCCACAUUUUGCCGGAAGUGCCGGCGAAGAAGAGCAAACACUGAUUUUGAGCGGAAAGCGGUUGAUACGCCGAACGGAUUUGGACGGGAGUUCAUGCCGUUUGAUGAUUCGAGACUUUUGUCGAAAUCGAGUGCAUUUGAGGUGAGAUAUCCGAAUCAAGAGGAUUUUGUGGCGAACCAGAGUGUGGAUAGUAUGCUACUUAAGAGAUCUGGCAAGGAGAGUGUUACGUUUUCGAGCGUGAAUGUCGAUGAGAAAGUUAUAAUUCAAGCACUUGACCAUAUUAAUGUAAGCUUCGAUAAGACUAUUAUUAAGAAACAUUUUGAAAAUCUGAAUAAUUUUCAACCGCAUUUUGAUAAUGUUACGGAACUUAUCCUGUAUACUUCAAAGAGGAACUGUGAUUAUAAGAAGAUAAUUAAGCUCGUCAAGUUAGCGUGUAAUGAUGAGGUGGAUAUAAAAUUCACAAGGGAUGCAAAUGUUUCCAAAGAAACCGAAAUUGUUCAAGUCCGAAGCUGCGAUAUUUUAGAAAUGUGGACAAUACAACAACAGAACUUAGAACAAUUAAAGAGAUUGAAUAAGAAAUUUAUUCAGAUGAAUGUUUUAGGCAAAGUCAUAAAUUUAAUUCGCCAUGCACAACAGCGGAACACAAAAUCCAUAGAGGAGGAGUUUAUAAUAGUUCCCCAGUAUUAUAAGACCGGGUAUAUUUGUAUAAUAAAAAAGUAGUAAUAAAACACAAUUUUAUAUAAGAUAACUUAUGCGAA